This is a messenger RNA of Yarrowia lipolytica CLIB122, 2523 nucleotides long. RefSeq lists its product as uncharacterized. NCBI's taxonomy places the organism in Eukaryota, Fungi, Ascomycota, Dipodascomycetes, Dipodascales. Gene Ontology annotation, cellular component: plasma membrane. Gene Ontology annotation, molecular function: secondary active sulfate transmembrane transporter activity. The record is from RefSeq and is a predicted model, not a curated record. Gene Ontology annotation, biological process: transmembrane transport.
AUGUCUUCUCCAAGCUCCAGUCGAGAGCCCUCAGAGAUUUAUCCUCAAGAAGGAGAGGUGGACUACUUCUCUCCCGACUCCGAGGACCAUGUGUACCUCCCCCAGUACCACGCUCACAACCCCCGAGUGAGAGACUGGUUCUACAAAAACGUCUUUUCUCACCCUGGAGAGCGUGUCAAGAACUACACCCUGUCGUUGUUUCCAAUUGUUCGAUGGAUCUACCGAUACAACCUGGUGUGGCUCACUUACGACCUGAUUGCCGGCAUCACUGUCGGAUGUGUCGUUGUUCCUCAGGGAAUGUCUUAUGCCAAACUGGCCAACCUGCCCCCGGAGUAUGGUCUCUACUCUUCCUUUGUCGGAGUCCUCAUCUACUGUUUCUUUGCCACGUCUAAGGAUGUUUCUAUUGGUCCUGUUGCGGUCAUGUCCCAGCAAGUCGGCCGAGUCAUUAUGCAUGUCCAAGGAGAGUACCCCGAAGCCUCGGGACCCAUGAUCGCGACCAUGCUGGCGGUUCUGUGCGGUUCUAUCGCCCUCGGUAUCGGUCUCCUGCGUCUUGGUUUCAUUCUCGAGUUCAUUCCCGCCCCCGCAGUCAUGGGCUUUAUGACCGGUUCUGCCAUCAACAUUGUCACUGGUCAGGUUCCCGCUCUCAUGGGUAUCGACAAGCUCUUCAACACAAAGGACGCCACUUAUAUGGUAAUCAUCAACUCGCUUAAGAACCUGAAGCACUCCAACUACAACGCCGCCUUUGGAGUCGUCGCGCUGUUCAUCCUCUACCUCAUCAAGUACUCAUGCCAGUACCUGUCCAAGAAGUUCCCCAAGUACAAGAAGGUGUUUUUCUACAUUGAAAUCAUGAGAUCCGCGCUCAUCAUCAUUUUUGGUACACUCAUUUCUUGGGCUGUCUGCCACCCUCACAAGAAAUCUGGCAAGUUCCCCAUUUCUAUUAUCAAGACUGUGCCUCGAGGUCUCAUUCACACCGGUGUCAUGAAGGUCGACACUAUUUACAUGUCCAAGAUGGCCUCUGAGCUGCCCGUCUCUACCGUUGUUCUUCUGCUUGAGCACAUCGCCAUUUCCAAGUCCUUUGGCCGUGUCAACGACUACAAGAUUUCUCCCGACCAGGAGCUCAUUGCUAUUGGUGUUACCAACCUGGUUGGAACCUUCUUCAACGCCUACCCCGCCACCGGUUCCUUCUCUCGAUCUGCCCUUAAGGCAAAGUGUGGUGUGCGAACACCUCUUGCCGGUAUUUACACUGGUGUUGUUGUGCUCAUUGCUCUGUACGCCCUCAACACUGUCUUCUACUGGAUCCCCAAUGCCGUUCUUUCUGCCAUCAUCAUUCACGCUGUGUUUGACUUGGUGGCACAUCCUCGACAGCUCUUCCACUUCUGGAAAAUUGCCCCCAUCGAUGCAGUCAUCUUCUUCGUUGCAAUUAUCCUCACAGUCUUUGUCACCAUCGAGGCUGGUAUCUAUUUUGCUGUCGCUGCAUCUCUCGUCUGGCUGCUUCUCAAGGUCGCCUUCCCUGCCGGAGACCUCAUGGGCAAGAUUGAGAUUGUCGACGUCGAAGAUCCUCUCAUUGUCCAGCAGACUGCCGAUGUCGAAGAGAUUGCUGCUGCCGAGGCUGCCCGAAACACUAAGCUCGGCAAAGUCAAGGGACUUAUCAGCAAGGCUGGAAAGCUCAUUGAGGACGGUCCUGUUGUUGACGCAGAUGUCCAGCAUGGUUUGCCUCUUCUGGCUCCUCAGGAGGUGGAGAAGUCGACCACUGCAGCAGCUCUGUCUCAUGUGCCCCGACGAACCGUCUGGGUGCCUCUGUCUCGAAAGAACGUCAACCCAGACAUCAAGAUCUCGCCCCCCCGACCUGGAGUCAUCGUCUACCGAUUCACGGAAGCAUUCACCUACCCCAACUGUUCUAGACAGACAGACAAGUUGGUGGAUGUCAUUCGAGAAAAGACUCGACGAGCCGAGGGAGUGCGAUACAAGACUCUUGGAGAGCGGCCCUGGAACGACCAUGGUCCUCGACAUCCCAAGGAGAGCGAAACUGUCGAUCUGCGGCCCAUUCUAGAGAAGGUGGUGCUAGAUUUCUCUGUCGUCUCUUCCACAGACUCUACUGGUAUCCAGAACCUGGUAGAUGCUCGAGGAGAGAUCAACCGAUAUGUUGGCCGAGAAGUCGAGUUCCAUUUCUCGGGUCUUCUGUCUCCCUGGGUCCGACGUGCUUUGGUGGGCUCUGGAUUCGGAGGAGUGCCAAAGGGACAACACCUGAGCAACUACCAGGUGACUGCGGCCCGUAGAGCCACUGCCCUUGACCGACAGACUUUGCCCAAUGACACUACCAUGGUGAUCGAGGGCGAUUCUCUGUCCAACGACUCGGAUGAAGAGUACGCAAAAAAGAAGCCGUUCGAUGAGGAAGAAGCCAUUGGAGGUCUGGACACCAAGAGCGUGUCUUCUUCUUCUCAGGACGACAAGGAGUUUGGAGGCUACAUCCCCGUGGUGUCCACCGACACUCCUUUUUUCCAUUUGGACAUUCCUGACUUGUAA